GGCACGAAAGCACAGUUUCUAGCAGCAAAGGCUUUAAAGAGGCAGUCAUGGCGGUUUCACACUAAAUACAUGAUGUGGUUUCAGCGGCACGAAGAACCGAAGACGAUCACCGACGAAUACGAACAGGGAACGUAUAUUUACUUUGACUUCGAGAAAUGGUCUCAGCGAAAGAAGGAAGGCUUCACGUUCGAGUAUCGCUACCUGGAAGAUCGCGAUCUGUCGUAG
Messenger RNA from Soboliphyme baturini, 225 nucleotides. The record is from the annotation of a GenBank genome assembly. Lineage: Eukaryota; Metazoa; Nematoda; Enoplea; Dioctophymatida; Soboliphymatidae.